GUCUCUGUUCGCCUCCUUUCAAAUCAAGAAAGAAUGUGAACCUCAAAACAAAAUCAAAAGUGUCCAAAUCCCUUUCUCUUUUCUAAUUCCAGGUUAUCCACUGGUAAUUCAUCAUGAAGUACAAAGAGGACUGUUUAUCUGGCAUUGUCUCCCAGUAGACCGUCACUGGAAAGAUGGAUGAACAACUUCACAACUCCACAGCAAGUGGCAACACAUCGGUCAUCCUGUCAGUUCCACGUAAUCUUUGGGAAGUCAUCACUAUCGCUACCGUGUCUGCUGUUGCAAGCCUAAUCACCAUAGUGGGAAACAUAUUGGUGAUGCUUUCUUUCAAAGUGAACAGUCAACUGAAGACUGUGAACAACUACUAUUUACUAAGUUUGGCUUUUGCAGACCUCAUUAUUGGAGUGUUCUCUAUGAACCUUUACACGACAUACAUUCUGAUGGGAAACUGGUCUCUGGGGAACUUAGCAUGUGAUCUCUGGUUAGCUCUGGACUAUGUGGCAAGCAAUGCUUCAGUAAUGAACUUGCUGGUGAUCAGCUUUGAUAGAUAUUUCUCCAUUACGAGGCCACUUACGUACAGGGCUAAACGAACACCCAAGCGUGCUGGCAUUAUGAUCGGCUUGGCGUGGCUGAUAUCCUUCAUCUUAUGGGCCCCUCCUAUUUUAUGCUGGCAGUAUUUUGUGGGUGAGAGGACGGUUCCUCCAAACCAGUGCCAGAUUCAGUUCUUCUCAGAACCCGUGAUUACAUUCGGAACAGCCAUCGCAGCCUUUUACAUUCCUGUCUCCAUUAUGACUAUUUUAUACUGGAGAAUCUACAAGGAGACCGAGAAGCGAACAAAAGACUUGGCUGAGCUGCAGGGGAUCACGUCUGUGGAUAGUCACGAUAACCCAAAAACACAAAGACAACGAUCUUGCUUUGCUUUCGGCACUGCCCGACGUAGAACACACGGCUCGUGGUCUUCAUCGAACCAGAGUAACGUGACAAAGACUACAGCACAGUCUGAGGACAUGUGGGUGAAAUCAGAUCAGGCAGCCGCUCUCAACAGCUACACAUCCUCUGAAGAUGAGGAGCAUCCUGUUUCAGAAGCACCAUCUCAAGAUUCCUACAAAAACCAGGAUGAGCCAUCGAACUGUUAUGAAGAAAACCACUAUCUUGCUAAUUCCAUCAAGUAUUGCUCACAGAAGAACAAGAAAUGCAUCUCUUACAAGUUCAAGCCAGUCAUGAAGAACAUCAGCCCCCAGAAAGCCAACAGUGAACCUGUUAAACAUCCUAGCCCAUCAUCACAACACUUAACGCUUACGUCUGCGUCCGCGUCAGCCCAACCUAUGGAUGCCAGUCUCAAAAGUCAAAUCACUAAACGGAAGAGGAUGGUUCUCAUCAAGGAGAAGAAGGCAGCUCAGACCCUCAGCGCUAUUCUCCUGGCCUUUAUUCUGACCUGGACUCCAUAUAAUAUCAUGGUGCUCAUCUCCACCUUCUGCUCUGACUGCAUUCCUGUAUCCCUCUGGCACCUGGGCUACUGGCUCUGCUACGUCAACAGCACCAUAAACCCCAUGUGCUACGCCUUAUGCAACAAAACGUUCCAGAAGACCUUUCGAAUGUUGCUCUCCUGCAAGUGGAAGAAGAACAGAGGAGAGAAGAAACUGCACUGGUGUGGGCAAAACCCACCAAUGACCAACAAACUGACACAGCAAGCAGACUGAGUAAUCCAUGUGGCAAAAAAAAAAAAGAUAUCUUAGCGAAUAAAUAUCUUGACUAUAGUCUAAUUUAUCUCCUAUUUCUCACAUUUCUUUCCUCACAUGUGUGUAGGCACUAUUCCGAUUUAACAUUUGAAAUGGUUUUGUUCAAUCAACAGAUAUUUUGCUUCUUUCUAAUGAAUAAGCUUGAAAUAAGCAAAAUUAUCUUGCAACAGAACAAAACAAUUUGAAGCUUGAAAUUUGUAAAAAAAAAAAAAAAGUCUAUAUAUAGACUUCUAUAUUUAUAUCAAAUAUGAUAUAUUUGAUAAUAUAAUCCAUCCAUACAUUUUCCAUACCGCUUAUCCUACACAGGGUUGUGGGGGAGCCUGGAGACUAUCCCAGGGAACUUGCAGCACAAGGCAGGGGACACCCUGGACAGGGUGCCAACCGAUCACAGGGCGCGAUCACACACCCUGGACAGGGUGCCAACCGAUCACAGGGCACGAUCACACACCCUGGACAGGGUGCCAACCGAUCACAGGGCGCGAUCACACACCCCAGACAAUUUAAAAAUGCCAAUCAGCCUACAACACAUGACUUUGGACUGGGAUAGGAAACCCCUGAAGCACGGGGAGAACACGCAAGUUCCGCACACACGCUGGAGGCAGGAACCGAACCCCAAACCCUGGAAGUGUGAGGCAAACGUGCUAACCACUAAGCCACCACGCUACCCCCAUUUC
Messenger RNA from Ictalurus furcatus (blue catfish), 2413 nucleotides. It is a transcript of the gene chrm5b, whose product is annotated as cholinergic receptor, muscarinic 5b. The record is from RefSeq and is a predicted model, not a curated record. Lineage: Eukaryota; Metazoa; Chordata; Actinopteri; Siluriformes; Ictaluridae. Gene Ontology annotation, biological process: adenylate cyclase-inhibiting G protein-coupled acetylcholine receptor signaling pathway; chemical synaptic transmission; G protein-coupled receptor signaling pathway, coupled to cyclic nucleotide second messenger. The coding region runs from base 174 to 1700 and encodes 508 amino acids. Gene Ontology annotation, molecular function: G protein-coupled acetylcholine receptor activity; G protein-coupled serotonin receptor activity. Gene Ontology annotation, cellular component: plasma membrane; synapse; dendrite. The transcript has a single exon.